Messenger RNA from Geodia barretti, 249 nucleotides. The record is from the annotation of a GenBank genome assembly. NCBI's taxonomy places the organism in Eukaryota, Metazoa, Porifera, Demospongiae, Tetractinellida, Geodiidae.
AUGGGCGGCGUGGACGAGGCGCCGGGGCUGGGCCACCGGGUUACCAUUUAUGACUUGGAAGGCAAGCGCGUCUGCAUGUUCGGCACGCCUGAAGAGGGCGAAGGCCCUGGUCAGUUUAUAGCCCCCCACGGCAUCGCAGUGGACUCCAAGGGAGACCUCUACGUGGCCGAAGUGUCCUUCACUAUUCGCGGUUCCAGGAUGGACCCGCCCAAGGUGCUGAGGAGCUUCUCCAAGUACGAGCGGGUGUAG